CAAACAGUAUGCUCUUUCCAGAAUUUUUUCGAAUUUACAUUAAAAAAAAAGAAAAAAAAGGCUUUUCAUUGGGUUUCUGUAAGCAGUUUCAUGGGAAAAUAAUAUUUUUAUAAAAAGAAUUCAAUAAAUGUACAAACAUUACAAGCGCAUUUGAGGAGAUAGAGAGAUAAACGGCAGUAGUAGAAGAAGACAAUUCAAAGUGCAACAUUUUACAGCAUCAAUCAACUAGCUCAUGAAGUUGACUCUCAAGGUUACAGAGAGCUUAGUCUGUUAGCAUUGGACAGCACCGUUUCAUACUAGAUAGCGAUUUCCAAAGGCUUUGAAAUAGGCAAUUUUGGUUAAGAGAGGUUGAGAAAUAAGGUUUGCACAAUGCUGGAUAUCUUGCACAGAAGCGACUUGCUCGAGGUUUGAAGCUUAAUUAUACUGAAGCUGCAGCACUCAUAGCCUCACAGGUUGUUCAUUCAUGAUUUUGGAGCGACAGAUCUGUGGCAGAAUUGAUGGACUUAGGGAAACAACUCGUUGGAAGGUUGAAGGGAUCUUCCCUGAUGGGACUAAGUUAAUCACCAUCGACGAUGCAAUUGCUAGUGAAUAUGGAAAUCUGGCGCCAGUAUUACACGGUUCUUUCCUUCCUGUUCCUCCACUUGACAAGUUUCCAUGGGCUGAAGAUAAUAUUAAUACUGGUGAUAUGAUAUAUGGGAGGAAAGAUUCUAUUGCUAUUAAUUCUGAAAGGAAAGCAAUAAUCCUCAGAGUUGUCAACACUGGAGAUAGGCCGCUACAGGUCCUUGUCAUUAACUUUUCUCUCCUUGUUCUUUUUUCCUUUUUUUCGUAAUCCAGUUGUUUUCUUACUGCUGCAACUUAGUAAUUUCUUUUUAUUCUUUAUUAAAACUUUAAAACACCGAACCCUAUGAUACAGAUCAAUGACAACAGUUGGAAUUUGUUUUGGUAAUUGAGACUGACAGAGGCAGUCAUGUAGAUUAUUCUCAUCUUCUUCGUAAUGGUGAAUCCAUCCAUACACAUUCAACCUAAUUAUUUCCAUAAGAUGCAGAAUAUUCAUUGCUAACUUUAACGUUGGAUAUUUAGUAAAAUAAAAAAACUUGAAAUUACAUGGUCAAUAAUACUUUCUACGAUAAAUAAAUGAAUAAAUAUAUAUAUAUAUAUAUAUAUAUAUAUAUACAUUAUAUAUACAUAUAUAUUCUCACCUUAAACAUAUAAAGAGAGGCUUUCAAUUUUAUGUAUUUGGUGUGUUAGUGUGCAGAAAACACUGACAUAUCUAAUCUAUCUAAUAAAUUGAACCUAUGACAUCUCAUUUGCUAUUUUCCAAAAGAAUUUUUGUGAAAAUAUAAUUUUGUAGCAUUAUUUUCAGUUUGGUAGUCACUAUCACUUUAUGGAUGUCAAUCACUUCUUGGUUUUUGAUCGAUGGAAAGCAUGUGGCAUGCGCCUCAACAUAGCAGCUGGAACAGCCAUACGAUGUGAGGCCUUUGAACAAUCAUUGGGUGAACAAUCAUUGGGAUAUAUAAUAUUGUCCUCUUGGAAUAAGAGCCAAUUCUUCACCAAAAUAGUGAUGCGCUGACAUGUUUAACAAGUUUGUUAAUCUUCUCUAGGUCCAAGUACUUCAAUAUAACAUAGUUUUUGCUUUACCAGCCUGGGGAUUGUAAAAAAAAUCACACUUGUAAAGAUUGGAGGUAAGAGAGUGAUCAGAGGAGGAAAUGGCAUUGGAGAUCGAUGGUCCAAUGAUGCCAAAUUCAGAGAAGUCAUGGAAGCCGUAGAAUCAAGAGGCUGUGGUCAUAAAGAAAAUGCGAGGUGUAUAACAUUCUACCCUGACAAUCUCUUUUAUUUCUUUCCUGUUACAUUUCCUUUGCGUGAUUGGGUAGGCAUCUUAUACCAUGAUGAUUAAGCAUGCUUGAAGAUGUCUAACCUCAGAACUGAUUUCGCAGUGAAGGUGUCACCGGAAAAGAUUCAGCUUUCCCCACAAGAAUUUCACGUGAGAAGCAUUCUGCAAUGUUAUGAUCACUGGGGUAAAAUCUUAUCUCACAAUGCAGCAGCUGUAGGAUGUAUAAUUGCCAGCCAUGUCAAUGGCAUAUAAAUGCCUAACCCUUUUUUACUAUUAGGUCAACACUGAGGUAAUUGCAGGGGAAGGACAGAUCAUAACUGCAGGUGCUAUAGACUGUCAUGCACACUUCAUCUGCCCUCAGAUGGUAUCUGAAGCAAUAUCAAGUGGUGAGCUGCAUAACUGCAAAUACUUUCUGCUGUAAAGGUCCUUAUGACAUAUAUACAGAUAUUUAUCCAUGUACACAAAGAAUAAAGAGAAAAUGGAUUAGUUCAGAAUACAGAAAUAUUGACUGGUGGUUAAAUAUUUUAAUUUAAGUGAUAGUAUGUCAAAAAAAUUAGAGGCAAAAAUUGGGAAGAUGCUCUCUGUUUAUGAUGCUAAUUCCAACUUCUUAAAUCAGAAAAUGUCUGUAAAUAAACUGGGUCAUUUCUUU
Messenger RNA from Ziziphus jujuba (common jujube), 2480 nucleotides. RefSeq names its product urease. The record is from RefSeq and is a predicted model, not a curated record. Gene Ontology annotation, molecular function: nickel cation binding. The transcript is spliced from 5 exons. Gene Ontology annotation, biological process: urea catabolic process. Lineage: Eukaryota; Viridiplantae; Streptophyta; Magnoliopsida; Rosales; Rhamnaceae. Bases 464 to 829 code for a protein of 121 amino acids.